Messenger RNA from Raphanus sativus (radish), 4390 nucleotides. RefSeq names its product phytochrome A-like. The transcript has 7 exons. Gene Ontology annotation, biological process: detection of visible light; regulation of DNA-templated transcription; red, far-red light phototransduction. The record is from RefSeq and is a predicted model, not a curated record. Gene Ontology annotation, cellular component: nucleus. NCBI's taxonomy places the organism in Eukaryota, Viridiplantae, Streptophyta, Magnoliopsida, Brassicales, Brassicaceae. Gene Ontology annotation, molecular function: phosphorelay sensor kinase activity; photoreceptor activity; protein homodimerization activity. The coding region runs from base 855 to 4220 and encodes 1121 amino acids.
UUUUACAACUCAUCUUAUCCUUUGGAUGAUUCUCUUUGACCAGAUUGAGAACAUGUUCAAUUGUUCUUCCACUUCCGCAGUGGUAGUUACAUCUGUAUAUAAACAGUGCGGAACUAGCCUUAUAGGAGGGUGGUCAAUUGGCCACAUGAAUUUUUGUUUUAGAAAAAAAAUAAAUUUGAAGAAAAUCUGAUGAAAUUAGUUAUUGACCCUUUAGAAUUUGCAUAUUAUGAAAUUGACCCUAGUCAAAGAAAAAUGAUGCCUAUAAAUAAAUCAUUUUAGUGGAUUAAACUCCAAAAAAAAUAGAGAGAAACAGAGCCUUUUUCUUUUCUAUUUUCAUAUUUCUUAUGCCACCGUUCUGUUUUGGCGAGAAAAAUGUUACCGGCGAAGCCGACCUUGUUCUUGAUUUAUGUGUGAGAGUCGUCCUUUAUCCAAAGUGAGCUUUUUUUCUCAAACUAUUCCCAUUUAAAAUAUAAAACAGAGUGUCCAUACUCUGAUACAUGUGAUGUGCAUACGUAUAUGGGUGGUCCCAUUCAUCGUCGUCGUCUGUGCUAGGGAGCACAAAUAAUUGAGAAGAGAGUCGCAGCACAAGUUGAGGCGGUGUUCGAGGUCAAAUUUUAGAAAGAAAAGCCUCUGAAGAGUGUAAGUAGACAAGAUCUCAUCAUGGUUUCAUGAAUCGUUAAAGUCAGCAACUGGACUCACACUCCUGUCUGAGUUGCUAUAAACUUAUUUUGUAGUCUGUGAGACCAUUUAUAAGAAGAAGCAUCCCCAACAGUCACUAUCUAUUAACAUUCUUCACUCUUGAAGUUGCUUUCGCUGGUGAGACUUUAUUGCUCUUUUCCUAAAGGCAAAAAAACAUGUCAGGCUCUAGGCCAAGUCAGUCCUCAGAGGGCUCGAGGCAAUCAAGACACAGCGCUAGGAUCAUUGCACAGACAACCGUCGAUGCAAAACUCAAUGCUGAUUUCGAGGAGUCAGGCAGUUCCUUUGAUUACUCAACCUCAGUGCGCGUAACUGGCCCAGCUGUGGAGAACAACAACCAGCCACCGAGAUCCGACAAGGUGACCACCACUUAUCUUCAUCACAUACAGAAGGGAAAGCUGAUUCAGCCUUUCGGUUGUUUGCUCGCCUUGGAUGAAAAAACCUUCAAAGUCAUCGCGUACAGCGAGAACGCCCCCGAGCUCUUGACUAUGGCUAGUCACGCAGUUCCUAGCGUCGGAGAGAACCCUGUUCUAGGCGUUGGCACGGAUAUAAGGAGCCUCUUCACCGCUCCUAGCGCCUCUGCCUUGCAGAAGGCUCUUGGAUUCGGAGACGUCUCUCUGUUAAACCCUAUUCUUGUCCACUGCAGGACUUCCGCAAAGCCGUUUUACGCGAUCGUGCACAAGGUCACAGGGAGCGUUAUCGUAGACUUCGAACCGGUGAAGCCUUACGAAGUUCCCAUGACAGCUGCCGGCGCUUUGCAAUCGUACAAGCUCGCCGCGAAAGCGCUCACGAGGCUGCAGUCUUUGUCUAGCGGCAGCAUGGAGAGGCUCUGCGAUACGAUGGUUCAGGAGGUUUUCGAACUCACGGGCUACGACAGGGUGAUGGCUUAUAAGUUUCACGACGAUGACCACGGAGAAGUUGUCUCCGAGGUCACGAAACCUGGUCUGGAGCCUUACCUCGGUCUGCAUUAUCCAGCCACCGACAUCCCUCAGGCAGCUCGGUUCUUGUUCAUGAAGAACAAGGUGAGGAUGAUCGUUGACUGCAACGCGAAACAUGUGAAGGUAGUUCAAGAUGACAAGCUCUCCUUUGACCUCACCUUGUGCGGCUCCACGCUUAGAGCACCACACACCUGCCAUUUGCAGUACAUGGCCAACAUGGACUCGAUCGCGUCUCUUGUUAUGGCUGUGGUAGUCAACGAGGAAGAUGGAGAGCGCGAUGAUGCAAAGAGAAAGAGACUAUGGGGUUUGGUGGUUUGUCACAACACGACUCCUAGGUUCGUCCCGUUUCCUCUCAGGUAUGCAUGCGAGUUUCUAGCUCAGGUGUUUGCGAUACACGUCAACAAAGAGGUGGAGCUGGAGAAUCAGAUCGUGGAGAAGAACAUUCUGCGCACGCAGACGCUCUUGUGCGAUAUGCUGAUGCGUGACGCUCCUCUAGGUAUUAUUGUCUCGCAGAGCCCCAACGUAAUGGACCUUGUGAAAUGCGACGGAGCAGCUCUUUUGUUUAAAGACAAGGUGUGGAAGCUUGGAACAACUCCAAGCGAGUUCCAUCUGCAGGAGAUAGCUUCUUGGUUGUUUGAACACCACGCCGAUUCGACCGGUCUGAGCACUGAUAGCUUGCACGACGCUGGGUUCCCAAGGGCUUCAGCUCUUGGGGAUUCGGUGUGCGGAAUGGCGGCUGUGAGGAUAUCGUCUAGAGACGUGAUUUUCUGGUUCCGUUCUCAUACAGCUGGUGAAGUGAGAUGGGGAGGUGCAAAGCAUGAUCCGGAUGAUAGAGAUGAUGCGAGGAGAAUGCACCCGAGGUCAUCGUUCAAGGCGUUUCUUGAAGUGGUCAAGACUAGGAGCUUACCUUGGAAAGACUAUGAGAUGGAUGCUAUACAUUCCUUGCAGCUUAUUCUGAGGAAUGCUUUUUUCAAGGAUGGAGGAGAAGCUACUGAUGUUAAUACAAAUGUCAUUCACUCGAAGCUUAAUGAUCUGAAGAUUGAUGGUAUGCAAGAACUAGAAGCUGUGACCAGUGAGAUGGUUAGGUUGAUUGAGACUGCUACCGUGCCAAUACUGGCGGUUGAUUCUGGUGGAUUGGUUAAUGGUUGGAACACCAAGAUUGCUGAGCUGACUGGUCUUACGAUUGAUGAAGCGAUUGGGAAGCAUCUACUCACACUUGUUGAAGAUUGUUCAGUGGAGAUCGUUAAGAGGAUGUUAGAGAAUGCAUUAGAAGGAACCGAGGAGCAGAAUGUUCAGUUUGAGAUCAAGACACAUAUGUCAAGAACCGAUGCUGGGCCAAUAAGUUUAGUUGUAAAUGCAUGUGCAAGCAAAGAUCUCCACGAAAACGUGGUUGGUGUAUGUUUCGUAGCCCAUGAUCUCACUGGACAGAAGACUGUGAUGGACAAGUUCACACGGAUCGAAGGUGACUACAAGGCCAUCAUCCAAAACCCAAACCCGCUCAUCCCGCCCAUCUUUGGAACCGAUGAGUCCGGGUGGUGCACAGAGUGGAAUCCAGCAAUGUCAAAGCUAACCGGUUUGAAGCGCGAGGAAGUGGUGGAUAAGGUGCUGUUAGGAGAAGUCUUUGGGACGCAGAAGAAGUCAUGUUGUCGUCUCAAGAAUCAAGAAGCGUUUGUAAACCUUGGGAUAGUGCUGAACAAUGCCGUGACCAGUCAGGAGGCAGAGAAAGUGCCUUUUGGUUUUUUCACAGGAGGUGGGAAGUAUGUGGAGUGUUUGUUGUGUGUUAGUAAGAAACUUGACAGGGAAGGUGUGGUGACUGGUGUCUUCUGUUUCCUGCAACUUGCUAGCCAUGAGCUGCAGCGAGCUCUCCAUGUGCAGCGUCUAGCUGAGCGUACUGCGCUGAAGAGACUAAAGGCUUUAGCUUACAUUAAAAGAGAGAUUCGGAAUCCUUUAUCCGGGAUCAUGUUUACAAGGAAGAUGAUGGAAGUCACUGAGUUAGGACCAGAGCAGAGACGGUUCUUGCAAACUAGCGCUUUGUGUCAGAAGCAACUCAGCAAGAUUCUUGAUGAUUCUGAUCUUGAAAGCAUCAUUGAAGGGUGCUUGGAUCUUGAGAUGAAAGAGUUCAGCUUAUACGAAGUGUUGACUGCUUCCACAAGUCAAGUAAUGAUGAAGAGUAACGGAAAGAGCGUUCGUGUAAGUAAUGAAACCAGGGAAGAAGUAAUGUCUGAUACUCUGUAUGGAGACAGUGUUAGGCUUCAGCAAGUCCUUGCAGAUAUCAUGCUGAUAUCUGUUAACUUUACACCAUCUGGAGGUCAGUUAACUGUCACAGCUUCGCUGAGGAAAGAUCAGCUUGGAAGAUCUGUGCAUCUUGCUUAUUUAGAGAUCAGGAUAACACAUACCGGAGCUGGGUUACCAGAGUUUUUGCUAAACCAAAUGUUUGGGAGUGAGGAAGAUGUGUCGGAGGAAGGGUUAAGCUUGAUGGUUAGCAGGAAACUGGUGAAGCUGAUGAAUGGAGAUGUUCAGUACUUGAGACAAGCUGGGAAGGCUAGUUUCAUUAUCACUGCAGAACUCGCUGCAGCAAGCAACUAGUCCUCUCUGUUCUGUAACUUUCCUUUUUUUUUUUGCUUUUGUUUUCAUUUUCAACUUUCAAUAACGAUGAAAUAAAUGUCCAUCCAUUUACAUAUCCUCUGUUAUCUCUGUUCUGAAGCUGUGAAUAUGGAUGCAUAUCUAAUCUUAUGUCAAGUGUUUUGGUUUCAUGA